UUCCAUUCUCUACACAAUUUUCCACAUUCUUACAUCUUCAACUACUUGUCUAACUUGCGUCUUAAUUCAACACACUUGCAAAAAAUGAAUCUACUAACCCUAGCUGCCGGCUCCGGUAGUGUCGCCGGCGCUCCGGCGAGUUUUACAGUCAUCGAUUCGAACACUAUCGCGUUCGGAAACCCUACGUGGUUCAUUUACGCCGGCGUUUCGUGUGUUCUUGUGCUAUUCGCCGGAAUUAUGUCCGGUCUUACCCUAGGGUUGAUGUCUCUAGGAGUUGUUGAGCUCGAGAUUCUUCAGCGGAGUGGUACGGACAGAGAGAAGAAGCAAGCAGCUGUUAUCCUACCAAUUGUUCAAAGGCCACAUCAGCUUCUUGUAACAUUGCUGUUGUGUAAUGCUGCGGCCAUGGAGGCUCUGCCUAUUUACCUGGAAAAGAUUUUUCAUCCAGCUGUUGCGGUGUUGUUGUCUGUGACUUUUGUACUGGCUUUUGGAGAGGUAAUUCCACAAGCAAUAUCAACAAGAUAUGGACUUGCUGUGGGUGCUAAUUUUGUAGGGCUUGUUCGGCUUUUAAUGGUCAUUUGCUAUCCGAUUGCUUAUCCUGUUGGAAAGAUUUUAGAUGCUUUAAUCGGGCAUAAUGAUACUAUGUUUCGGCGUGCCCAGUUGAAAGCACUCGUCUCCAUUCACAGCCAAGAGGCUGGUAAAGGAGGUGAACUUACACAUGAUGAGAUUACAAUCAUAAGUGGAGCGCUUGACUUGACAGAAAAGACUGCAGAGGAGGCCAUGACUCCUAUUGAAUCAACGUUCUCUCUGGAUGUGAAUUCAAAAUUGAACUGGGAAGCAUUUGGAAAAAUCCUUGGCAAAGGCCAUAGCCGUGUUCCUGUGUAUUCUGGGAACCUAAAAAACAUCAUCGGACUUUUACUCGUGAAAAGCCUUCUUACAGUUAGGCCAGAAACAGAGACUCCAGUUAGUGAUGUUUCUAUUAGGAAAAUCCCCAGGGUUCCAGCAAAUAUGCCAUUAUAUGACAUCCUUAAUGAGUUUCAAAAGGGUGGCAGUCAUAUGGCAGCAGUGGUUAAAGUACAAAACAAGAAUCAUCCGCCUGCUGAUGUUGGUGAUCUGAAAUUAGUAGGCAAAAAUCCAAAUAAACAUUCACAACUAACUAAACCAUUGUUGCCCAAGCUUGAAGAAGAAUCAGAUUUUGUGGUCAACAUUGACAAGACUUCAAAGUCAACCACAGGCCUCACACCAAAAUGGUCAAAAGAUUUUACUGAUGGUGUUGAAGAUGGUGAGGUCAUUGGGAUUAUUACCCUAGAAGAUGUUUUUGAAGAGCUUUUACAGGAGGAAAUUGUUGAUGAAACUGAUGUGUAUAUAGACGUACAUAAAAGAAUACGGGUGGCGGCUGCUGCUGCUGCUUCAUAUGUGGCCCGAGCUCCUUCUACAAGAAGGCUAGCCACUCAAAGAUCCCUGGGACUCAAAGAAGACAAGGACAACCCACCCCUGUUGUAAUGGUUAAAUCUGACCAUCUGAAAGGAUGAUUAAAAGCGAAAUAGCUAAAAUCGUAAAAGAACUUUAGAGCGAUCUUUGUCCGUUUCCGUUUUUACUAUUACGGUCAAAGCGCUAUCAAUAAUACUAACAUCUUACUAUUGCUCAUACUAUCUGGUUUGGUACCUUCAAUACCACACUGAAUGAUCGGGUUUCAAAUAGAACCCUUGAUUAGAUAAUUCUUAAAUCAGUCAAGACUUUAAACAUUUGAAAUGUCAUCUCAUCAAUUUAUGAUCUAUUUGAUAUACUAUAAACAAUUUUGAGGGA
Helianthus annuus (common sunflower) is the source of this 1803-nucleotide messenger RNA. Its product is annotated as DUF21 domain-containing protein At4g14240. Gene Ontology annotation, cellular component: intracellular membrane-bounded organelle. The transcript has 13 exons. The coding region runs from base 85 to 1500 and encodes 471 amino acids. Gene Ontology annotation, biological process: magnesium ion homeostasis. NCBI's taxonomy places the organism in Eukaryota, Viridiplantae, Streptophyta, Magnoliopsida, Asterales, Asteraceae. The record is from RefSeq and is a predicted model, not a curated record.